AUGGCAAAGAUCAUUCUAUUCGGUGCCAAUGGUAACAUUGGCCGACUUUUCCUUAAGUUGACUGCGUCAACUUCGCAUCAAAUUACAGGUGUUAUCCAGAACCCUGACCAAAGGGAGCAUUUGACUACUUUAAAUACUAAUGCAAGUUUCGAAACUUUGAGUCUUGCUCUGGCAACUUCGAAAGAUAUCCAGGACCUCAUGACUUCGCAUGAUGCUGUAGUAUUUACAGUAGGCUCUCGCGGUAAGAACUUGCUUCAAGUAGAUUUGGAUGCAACUGUUAAAGCAUUUGAGGCAGCAACAGCUGCCAAUAUCAAGCGGUUUAUCCUUAUUAGUGCGGUCUAUGCGGAAUCAAGGGCCUUCUGGAAAGAUAGUCCAAUCUUGAAUUACUAUAUAGCAAAGCAUUAUGCAGACAGAAUCUUGGAGGAUGAGUUUCCCAAUUUGGACUAUACUAUUCUCAAGCCCACUUUACUCACUGAUGGCGAAGGAACUGGGAAAGUCCGCAUUUUGCCACCUGCUAGGGGUGAUGGGUCAGAUCAGCCUGGAAGUAUUGACCGUAUCGACGUGGCGCGGGUAAUGUUGAGUAUUUUGAAUGAGCCAUCAACCUUUAAAGCGUCCUACAACUUUGCCAAUGGUGAUGUACCCAUUGACAAAGCUUUUAAUUGA
Molecule: messenger RNA, 663 nt
Organism: Lizanozyma spartinae
Lineage: Eukaryota; Fungi; Ascomycota; Pichiomycetes; Serinales; Debaryomycetaceae
Exons: 1
Coding region: 1-663 (220 amino acids)
Source: RefSeq, a predicted model, not a curated record